Molecule: messenger RNA, 777 nt
Organism: Striga asiatica
Lineage: Eukaryota; Viridiplantae; Streptophyta; Magnoliopsida; Lamiales; Orobanchaceae
Source: the annotation of a GenBank genome assembly
AUGAUCACACACAUAUAUUUCCAAACAUCNCUCUGGCUCCCGGCCGGCCUCCUCCUCGCCGUCUUCCGCCUCCUCAUCGGCAUCCUCCUCCCCUACCGCCUCUCCGUCCCCCUCGGCGUGGCCAGCGGGAUCCUCCUCAACUUCUCGGGCCGGGCCCCUCCACCCUCCCCGGGCCGGGCCGGAACCCUCUUCGUCUGCUCCCACCGCACCCUCCUCGACCCCGUCUUCCUCAGCACCUCCCUCGGCCGGCCCCUCACAGCCGUCACCUACAGCCUCAGCAAGAUGUCCGAAAUCCUCGCGCCCAUAAGGACCGUCAGGCUGUCACGCAACCGCCACCUGGACGCCCGCACGAUGCGCGGCCUGCUGGCCGAGGGGGACCUUGUUGUCUGCCCGGAGGGGACCACAUGCCGGGAGCCCUACUUGUUGAGGUUUAGCUCGUUGUUUGCUGAGCUGGCGGAGGAGAUAGUGCCGGUGGCUGUGAACACGAGCGUGACUAUGUUCUACGGGACGACGGCUGGUGGGCUCAAGUGCCUGGACCCGAUAUUCUUCCUGAUGAAUCCGAGGCCGUACUACAGCGUGGAGAUUCUGGAGAAGGUGCCGAGGGAGAUGACGUGUGCGGGCGGGAAGUCGAGGCAUGAGGUGGCCAAUUAUAUACAGAGGGAGCUGGGGAGGGCUUUAGGGUUUGAGUGCACCAACCUUACGAGGAGAGAUAAGUACUUGAUGUUGGCUGGGAAUGAGGGUAUUGUAGAGGACGACAAGAGGGAAAAUGAAAAUUGA